GGCGAUUAGUGAUGUCAUAAUGACAUCAUCGGGAAGUGUAAUAUUCACCGACGGAGACAUGUUAACGUUCUUGCUGCAGGAUCGGUUAAUUUGGAAUUAAAUUGUGACUUAUUGUGAAGCAUGGGAAAAUGUUAUUUCAAUAGAUCAGUUCUAAGCAAUCACAAGUGAUAAAUCCACCUAUAGCAGCUUUCAAAAGGAAUUGUACAACUGACUGAAGAGUGAAACCAGUGGUGGAAUAUUAGCAACUCAAUGUUGAAAUCCUGUUAUAGAGCUGUGUCAUAUUUGAAUGUGUUGUACAAUGCGACGACGGCCCUGUGUUCGUUGUAUGCCUUCUUUCUGGUUUUUGCUGUGUCUUUCACUCUGGACAGCUUCUUUCUCGAAGAUUGAAUGCUGAUGCCUUGUUAGACCAGAGUCUCUGCUACCCUGCCUUGUUCUGUAGAGCUGCACCUCACACGGCUUCACUCUGUUUACCACGACCAUGGGGCGUAAGAAAAUACAGAUCUCACGCAUCACAGAUGAACGUAAUAGACAGGUAACAUUCAACAAGCGAAAAUUUGGAGUAAUGAAGAAAGCUUAUGAACUGAGUGUUCUCUGCGACUGUGAGAUUGCACUUAUUAUCUUCAGCAGUUCCAACAAGUUGUACCAAUAUGCUAGCACCGAUAUGGACAAGGUACUCCUCAAGUAUACUGAAUACAAUGAGCCACACGAGUCACUCACCAACAAGAACAUUAUUGAGGCUUUGAAUAAGAAGGAACAUAAAAAUGGUACAUGUAGUCCAGAUAGCCCAGAGGCUGACACGGAUUACCAGCUCACACCACGUACAGAAGCUAAAUACAGCAAGAUAGAUGAAGAGUUCCAGAUGAUGAUGCAGAGAAAUCAGCUUAAUGGAAGCAGGGUUGGUAUGAAUCAAGGAAACUACUCCCUUCCAGUAACAGUGCCAGUAAACAGCAGCUAUGGGGACUCAUCCAUGCUGCAGACUAGUCCCCAGAUGCCUCAUACUAGUGUUAGUCCACGGCCUUCCUCUUCAGAGACGGACACAGUGUAUCCGUCCGGUGGGAUGUUGGAGAUGAGUAAUGGCUACCCUAAUUCAUCGUCACCACUCGGAGGUUCACCAUCCCCUGGACCUGGACCCAGUCCAGUGCUCUCCAGCAAGAACUUGCAACAUACCAAGCAACACUCUCCAGGUGCUGGGAGAGCUAACCUGCGAGUGGUAAUUCCCACACCUCAGGGCCACAACCUCACUUCUGAUGAACCAAGUCGGAGCACGUCAACAUUAAACACUCCUGUAGUUGCGCUGCAAACUCCGUCCAUACCUGGUUUGGGAGGCUAUCCAGGUUCUUUAUCUGCUUUUGGUGGGCAAGACUUCAGUGUGGGACCCGACAUGGGCCUUGGUACACUGAGCUGGAGUCAUCAGUUGCCCACAUCGUUAGCUCAUACUAGUGGUCUGCCUCAUUUAGCUGUAUCAAGCAGUACACCACCUCCCUCCACAUCUCCACUGCCUGUGAAGAUCAAGAGUGAACCUAUCUCCCCUCCUCGUGAUGGGAACAGCCACUCACAUGCACUUGGCCAUCCACUCAGCCACCUGCAAAGCCAUGGUCAUGGUCACACAUUGCCACGGCCAAGUUCAACUGGUCACCUCACACCUACACCAGGAACUGUAACCCCAACAAACUUGUCAUCACCAGGCGAUCCACGGCACAGCAGCAGUAGUGACUAUGACAGUGGGCCAAUUCAGAAACGUGCCCGAAUCAAUGAAGGCUGGGCUUCAUAGUGAAGCAGCCCAUCACAUGGGAGCACCUCACCUCAGUCUUGGAUCUCCUCAUGUGAGCCAUGAUUAAAUGCUGCAGUUGUGUGACAAGAGGAUUAUGUGCCAUCCAUUGUACCAUUGCAGUCACCAGAGUUGUUAAUCAGGCAUGUGGCAGACCAGUGUGUGAAUACUAGUGCCUGUAACAGUAAUGGUUGGCUGGCAUCAUUUUGGGUUUUGCUCAAGAAGAAUCCGGUUCAGUGCAGUCAUGCUAUAAGUGAUAGUAGUAAUAAACACAUCCACCAUGUACCUUUUGCACAGGAAAUUCAGAUCAGUCUUUAAAAAGAAAGGAUCAGAAUGUUAAAAUGACAACCUAUGUAAAGAAUUGUUUGCAGAUAUAUAACCAGUCAGAUGAGCCAUGUUCCACAUGGCAGUUGAUCUUCAGCGUACUUAAAUUUGUCAUUUGGAAAAUUGCCCAUUGCAUGUAUAGAUUCUGAUGAGUGCAUGUGCUUGGUGCAAAUAUGUCCCCCUCCCUCACAGCUGCCUCAUUCCUACACAGAAGACAGUGAAGCAGUCCAUGUGAUGAAGUCCAAAUUGUUCUGUAGAUAGUUUUAUCAGAUGCAAAUAUAUAUCAUUGACUUAGACAGAAUUGUGUAAAGAGAUGUUUUUGUACUUGAUUUUUGUUGUGUGCAGUGCUGCGUGACUACUGUGUAGCCCCCAGAUGAGCAUCUAUUUUACUAAGAAAGCAUGCGAACAUUCCCUAUAGUCAUGCUUUGUUACUUGUUUCCACAGCCAGAUGGAGUACUUAGCACAUAAAGCAUGUACGUUCUGUGUAAAGUCAGGUUCCCUUAGUGUCAUACUGGACUGGUAAAUCACAAGCCGUGAUUUUUUGUUUUUGUAACUCAGUAUACAAAUACUGAUAUCACAUCAUUGUGUACAGUGUGAUUAUUAUAUAUAUUUUCUGAGACAAUAUUAAUUUCAGUAACAUGCAGUAUGGUUUUUAAGUGUAAUGUAUGUGUUUUAAGUUUUGUGUUGCCAUGCUAAAUUUGGUGCUUAAUGACUGUAGGCAGGUUGACACUUGCUGUAUUGGUAGACACUUCCUUUCUGCUUCAACACAUCACACACACUGCACGAGACUAAUACACAGUCACCAAAGUUGUUGGCAUCCAACAUCAAAUGGAAUGCACUAUUCUUAUACAUAUAUAUAUCUUUAAUAGUGAAUCCUGGUUGGUUCUUCCAACAUGCAGAAAUAGGUCUUGUUGGCCAAAACACGGGGCCGAAUCAAGUUAUUGUUGCUGUUGUUAUAUCAUGGUACUAGAGUUACACAUAUUGUAGGAAUGGUUUUAGCUUAAGAGACCACCACUGGUAGAGUAGGAGUUCUCUGAAACAUGUAACUAAAUGAUCAAGCAUGCAAAAGCUCUGGGCAUAUGAUCAGGUAUUUCUGAAAGUGUUACUGUAUAAAUUGCCUACCUUAUGGAUAUUUUUUUUUUGUUCUACUUUAUUUCAGUUUAUCGGUUACAUUUGUGUAAAUGCUUUUGCCAGUGUUUUGAGGGUCUCCCUAAUCAUAAUUCUGUCUGAAGGAAACUACUACUUUUUUUCCCCAAAUUUAAAACUAUGUGUGUGCACUUUUUCAGGACCAUGUAACCAUACCAUGGAUCACAUUAUUCUUAGAUGUAACUCUGUACAUAUAUACCCAAAUUGUUUACAUUAUGUCCAUGAUGAAUUGGGAGAAACAGUCAGGUUUCUGACACGUAGUUAACCUACCACAGUGUUCACUAUUAGCCUUCUGAAGAUAUUUGGUGGUAGAGCAACUGUUUCACUGUAUUUUAACUACUGAUGCACCUCUCACAGUAGGUGCAGAUCAUGUCCUUCAUAUCUCCACUUAGGAUGCCUUACUCCGAGUGCCUCAAACAUGUGCUUGUCCACUCUGGGUUCUGACCGAUUACAUUCAUAUGUCAAUUUUGCACAACUCCUUGUCUUUGGGGCUGCAAACGUUGGCAGAACUUAUCUGCUCAGGAACUGUAUAAUGGUUCUGCAUUGGAAAUUCUUUGGAAUGUGGCAGUAUGUUAGAAAACAAUUUGAAAAGUUGUUUUGUUAUGUGAUGUAGUACAGCUCUACCAGUGGAGGUUUGUUUAUUGUAGGAUCAUAUACCUCUGGUUAAUGUAUUUUAUAAAAUUGAAAAUUGAAAUUUUGUAAACACCAGAGAUAUUUUAACGAUAUUUACUAUUAUUAUAUCGAGAUAUUAUAUUUUAAUAUGAGAUUGCAGCCCCAAUGGUCUUUAUGACCCUUCUCUGACACUCUGUGCCUUCACUUUCCUCAUUCCACUCACUAACUUUACACGGCGAAAAGCAAUCAAAAUUUUAACAGAUUUUCUAUGAAGCACAAGUACUAAAACUUUAGUGAGAAUGUCUUACUAGGUGAGUCCAGUGAGAUAAUGUAUUUGUAUAGAAUGUGUCCAGGGAUGCACAGUUUGUAUAGCCAAUGUGAUGAUAGAAAAGAUCUAUUUUGCUGUCUGUAAUAAAACCACCGUGCUUGUAUAGAAGUGUCAUUGCUUUUGUCUUCCAUCGGAUGGAGCUGCAGUAUCUGUUAUACCAGUAGACUUGCAGGUGUUUAAUUCAAAUACUCAUGCUGAUGAACCAUGUACUUAGCUCUUCAUUUAAAUCCAGAAUAUUUCUAAGUUGUUGUAGUAAUUAUUGGUUUUAUACCUGCUAAAGUGCAAUAUUAUGUUAUAAAUUUAAUAUAAUGUAGUCUAAAUUGUUUCACAAGAAUUGCUUGUAGUCAUAAAACCAUUGUUCUGUUUGGACUGGAGCAAACAAAAAAUCCCCCUGCUGGUCAUCGUCCUCCCUAGAGACCAUGUAUGGCAGCCAUAUUGGUGUGGGGUGUUGUUUUCUCAUGUACUCAACAGAUGUCUGCCAUACAUGAUACAAAUAAAGAUUUGGAUGUGA
Messenger RNA from Cryptotermes secundus, 4689 nucleotides. It is a transcript of the gene Mef2, whose product is annotated as myocyte-specific enhancer factor 2. Gene Ontology annotation, biological process: positive regulation of transcription by RNA polymerase II; cell differentiation. Bases 479 to 1771 code for a protein of 430 amino acids. The transcript has 13 exons. Gene Ontology annotation, molecular function: RNA polymerase II cis-regulatory region sequence-specific DNA binding; protein dimerization activity; histone deacetylase binding. The record is from RefSeq and is a predicted model, not a curated record. Lineage: Eukaryota; Metazoa; Arthropoda; Insecta; Blattodea; Kalotermitidae.